AUGGUGCACUCAGGAGGCCUCCUCACUCCCCGGGAGAAGUCAGUGCCACUGAAGAGCAUCUCUGUGACCUUGUCCGUCUGUGAGUUUGUGGCUGGUGUGUCUGCAACCUUAAACUACAAGAAUGAGGAGGAAGUUCCUUUGGAGGCUUUCUUUAUAUUCCCCAUGGAUGAAGACUCAGCUGUCUACAGCUUCGAGGCCAUGGUGGAUGGAAAGAAAAUUAAAGCAGAAUUACAGGACAAGAUGACGGCACACACCAGCUAUGAGAAUGCCAUCAUCCGUGGCCACCAGGCCUUUCUGUUGGAGGAGGACAUGUGCUCCCGGGAUGUGUUCUGUUGUAACGUGGGGAACCUCUUGCCCGGGUCGCAGGCGGAGAUCACCCUGAAGUAUGUGCAGGAGCUGCCCCUGGAAGCAGAUGGGGCUCUGCGCUACGUGCUCCCAGCUGUCCUGAAUCCUCGGUACCAACUCUCUGGAUGUUCUGAGGACAGUUGCCUUAAUAUGAAGACUCCUGUAGUCUCGUUGAAGGACCUGCCCUACACAAUCAGCUUGGUGGCCACCGUCAGUUCCCAGCAUGGUAUUGACAGGAUUCAAUCCAACUGCUCCCUGAGUCCUAUUGAAUACCAUGGAGAUAAUAAGACUUCUGCUCAGGUCUCCUUGGCCGAUGGACACAAGUUUGAUCGGGAUGUGGAAUUUCUGAUUUACUACAGUGCAGUGCACACCCCUAGUGUAGUCGUGGAGAUGGGAGAACCUGCAACAAAGCCAGAUGGUGUGUUGGGAGAUCCAGCUGCAAUGGUGACUUUCUACCCGAAUAUCCCAGAAGCUCAGCCAUCAAUUGCCUGUGGAGAAUUUAUCUUCCUCAUGGACUGCUCAGGAAGCAUGCAGAGCCCCAUGAAUAAACAGAGGAAAUCUCCGCUGCGCAUAGAGGUAGCCAAGGAAACACUGAUUUUGCUUCUGAAGAGUUUGCCUUUAGGGUGUUAUUUCAACAUCUAUGAAUUUGGAUCUACUUAUGAGGCAUUCUUUCCGAAUAGUGUGGAGUAUGCUCAGAGUACCAUGGAGGAGGCACUGCGGAGAGUUAAGCUUAUGAGGGCUAACCUAGGGGGUACGGAAAUCUUGAUACCACUCCAACACAUUUACAAGCAGCCUUCUGUCCCAGGCCACCCCCUGCAGGUUUUUGUCUUCACAGACGGAGAAGUUACUGAUACAUUUACUGUCGUUAGAGAAGUUAAGAGCCACUAUCUAAGGCACAGGUGUUUUUCAUUUGGUAUUGGUGAAGGAGUCUCCACCAGCCUAAUAAAAAGCAUUGCCCGGGUGUCACGGGGCACUUCAGAAUUUAUCACAGGCAAGGAGAGAAUGCAGGCCAAGGCACUUAGAGCCCUGAAACGUUCUCUGCAGCCCGUGGUAGACGAUAUUUCUCUGAGAUGGGAUUUGCCUGAUGGUCUGUCUGCUAAAAUGCUUUCCCCAGAACAGACUGUCCUCUUUAGGGGUCAGAGAUUAAUCCUCUAUGCCCAGUUUACUGGGACAAUGCCGCCAGCAGAGGCAACAGGAGAAGUUUGCCUCAAGUACACACUCCAAGGAGAGAGCCUGGAGAAUAAAGUGACAUUUUCCCUACAACCCAAGCUCGAUGCCAACCUCACCAUUCACCGACUUGCAGCCAAGUCCUUUCUCCAGAUCAAGGACAUGGGCCUCAGGGAGACUACAGCAGGUGAUAAAAAAGAUGUGUUGAAAGUCAGCAUGGAGUGUGGAGUCAUAAGCUCCCACACAGCUUUCAUUGCUGUCAACAAAGAUCUCAGCAGGCCAAUUCAGGGGCCACUGUCUCCUCGGGAUGUUCCAAGGCCAAUGAUGCUGCGUGCUGCCCCAGUGGUGCAAUCCUUCCCCCAACAGAAGUAUGGACAAUGGAGACUAAGACGUCACAGACGAGAGAAGAAAUGCACAUCCUUACCAGAGGGCUGCCUUGAGAAGCCAAAGCCUUGUGCUUCUGCCAAAAAGACCAAUGUGGAAACUCAUGGUCCAGUCGUUGAAGAUAAUCAUCUUGUAGAGUUGAUUUCCCUUCAAAAGGCAGAUGGUUCCUGGGAUCUGAAUGAAGGUCUGGCCUUGGUCCUGGGUAUGAAGUUGGAGGACAUACAGGCUGCACUUCCUGACAAGGAUGCGAAUUCUUCAAGCUGGGCCACAGUCCUGGCGGUGCUCUGGCUGCAUGACAACGCUAAGGACAUGGAAUGUGAGUGGGAGCUUCUGGAAAGGAAGGCAGUGACCUGGAUUCACAUCCAUGCAGGGUCCGUCAGGCAUGAGCUUGUGAAAGCUGCAAUUGCUUUCAUGAAAUCGUCUGAGGAUCCUGCCAUCUUUGGCCCCUGA
Messenger RNA from Rangifer tarandus platyrhynchus (Svalbard reindeer), 2346 nucleotides. The record is from the annotation of a GenBank genome assembly. NCBI's taxonomy places the organism in Eukaryota, Metazoa, Chordata, Mammalia, Artiodactyla, Cervidae.